CGUUCUACGCCGCUGCUGCGCUGUCGAGAGCUGCAACGCUGCUGGUCGGGAGCAGAAAAAAACAUGUUCCGUUCGUCUAGGAUUAGGCAUAUUAUACCCGUGGUUAUUGACAACAAUUGACAUGUGGAUACUAUUGACACGAUAAUAACAUCAUCGUUGACAACCUGCUUAAACAUGUACCACUCAGACCACAGAGUGAAUGUCCCUGACCUCUCCUUCAGCAUUCCAGGCCCUGGAACUUUGGGUUUAGCAUCUAACCACUGAACCAACUCCCUGUCCGAUACCCCUCCACAUAUCAUAUACCCCCUACCCCAGCACCCACACAGCCUUUCCCCCUGCCCCCUGUCUGAAUCCCUAUACCCAGGUACACCCAGGGACCAUGGACAACCCCCCCAAGCUGUCUGGCGAGACCCUGAUCGUUCACCACAUCCCCCUGGUACACUGUCAGGUGACUGGUGGGCGGCAGGGCUGUGGUGGAGGAGGGGGUUCCCUGAAGAGAUCAAACCCUUUCAGCUACCCAGAAACCCUGGGCUUGAGCCGCACCACCUCCCUUCCUGAGCAGGAUGUACUCCAGAGGGAAGCUCUGGUGUACAGCAGCCUCAUCCAGACCUCCACAGGAGGAGGAGGAGAGGGAGAGGGAGGAGGAGGAGGAGGAGGGAGAGGAGGCAGCACGGGGAGCGAUGAUUCGUCGGUGACAUCCAGUAACUGCGAGGACCAGGUGAUGGUGAUGGUGGCCCACACUAUGCCCAGGGUGAAGCCAAGAGAACAGGUCAACAACCCACUCCGGCUCCGUCACAACCCUUUUCUGCUCAACACGGAGGAGGAUGAUGAUGAUGAGGAGGAGGAAGAGGAGGAAGAUGAUGGUGAUAACCUGAACGGUUACUUGGAAGACUCCUCCUUUCAUCUCCAUGGCGAUACAAACUCCGCCCUGGACGAGGAGGGAGACGGGAUUGCACCCUUUCACCUCCACGACCUGCGGUCCACCACACACAAGCCCUUCCUGUUGCACAGCACCCUGGGUAAGCACUCUUGGGGCUGCUCAGGGAGGCUGGACUCCCUUAGGGGCGUGUCCUCUGAUCUCUCCACCCACCUGGAGGGCCUGGACCUGCUGGGAUUGGACAGUCCACGUCGCCACGGCAGCAGUGGCUCCACCCUCUCCAUGGACUGCGGAGAGCAGGAGUGGGGUGAGGAUGAGGAGGAGGAAGAGGAUCACCCAAUGAGGGGUGGGGGACGGGGCAAUAGCCAAGCUGACUCCUCCUCUGGCUCUGGCGCCGCCCACCAGCGCUGCUCCUGCUGCGGCCUCUCCCAGACGUAUCUUGAACAUUUCCCUGAACCGUUUUCAGAGUCGUCGGAACGCCAGCUGGGCUACGCCAGCGACUCUUCCUGUAACAGCUCAGAUGGCGUCCUGGUUAACUUCAGCGCCAUCUAUAAUAACAUGAACAACAGCAUCCCGGCAACCUCUACCAAGCCGCCACCUCUGGCCACCACGACCACCAACCUCAACAGCUCCACCGACCAAUCUUGCACUUCCUCUGUCUGCAUCUGCUCAGUGCUGGAUGAGGAGGCAGGGAGUCGAAGAGGCUCCGGAGGUGGGGGGGCUUUCUACCUAGACCUCCACACCUCCCCCACCGAACCCCCCCACCUCCACUCUCAACAACCCCCCUGCCCCUCCAGCAACACCCUGCCGUUACUCAUCGAACCCCACUCUCACCCUCACCCCACCACCUCCUCCUGCACCUGUUCAGCUGAACACCAGGGGGCUCUAGACCUGGACUCCAACUGUAACUCCUAUCACCCCCCCCACUCCGACUCAGGAAGUGACCUCAUGUCCUGUCUGCGGAGCCAGGCGCGUCUGGUGGUAACCACCCAGAACUACUAUAAGCUGGUGACCUGUGACCUUUCUUCUCCGUCGCCCCCGAGCCCUGCGGGAAGCUCCGCAUCGGUUGCCAGCUGCUCUGACGAGCACAGCAAGGAUAGCCCUGCCCCUGACACGCCCACCACCACCCAGCCAACCGAAUAUUACCUGUUCAGGCGGCCACCGGGAGGAGAGGAGGAGGAGGAGGAAGAGGAGGAGGGAGGAGAGUCAUCACAGCGUGAUGAAGAUGAGGAAGAAAAUGAUGAAGACGAGCAGGACGGGAAGGAGAGGAAGAAGCAGCAGCAGCAAAUGGGUGGAGCCUGUUCAGACCCAAUCAUUGAGGGCCAGGUGUACGUCAACAUCUCCCCUCCUGUGGUUGGCCGAGGACCCAUCGGAGGAGGGCCCAGCCGCCCCCGUUCCCGUAGCUACGACCGGAACCUGGACAUAUCCCCGCCCCCUCGGCUCGGCUCAUUGGAGCGCAUGCUGAGCUGCCCUGUCCGUCUCAGUGAGGGCACCGCCCCCCUGGGCCCGUCCCCUCUGCCGCGGGUCACUUCCUUUGCAGAGAUUGCCAAGAGAAAGAGGAAAAAUGGAGGAAGCACUGGCUCUCCUUCUCUCAGGAUGGGGGGAUGUUCAGAUCCCUUCUCCUCCACCCAUUCGGCCCACUCCCACUCCUCGGCCGACUUCUCCCCCAUCCUGGAGGGCCUGGGUCAGGGCCCGAGCCACAGUUUCCCCUUCCAGCGCUGCUACAGCCAGGGCAGUGUGGACCGCCACUCACCUGGUGGUGGCGUCAGAGAGACACGCUCCAAGGCCGAAGGUGGUCUCUCCAGCUCUUCAUCCAGCUCAGCAGUGGUGCGUUACACUAAAGACCAGCGUCCCACCACCCUCCCCAUUCAACCCUUCACCUUCCACCACCAGUUCUCCAAGCCGCCCCAGCCCCUGCUUCCCUUGCUGACAGGCUACGUCUCUGGGAUGCAGGCCCGGGGUGGAGGGCCUUCUGGAGGUCCGGAGGGGGGUGAAGGCGCCAACGACCCAGGGGAAGACUCGAUGCGUUGGUGCCAGGGUAGUGGUGGUGAUGGGAUGGUGUCAGCAGUGGCUAGCCUCGGUCCUGGCUCGGUCCGGCCCUCGCCACUGGGUAGCUAUUCCCCGGUCCGCCUCCAGGGAUUGACAUCCAGCUCAGGGACCUGUUCUACCUGUACCCCCAGCCCCCAGCCAACCCGUAGCCUCUCCUGCCCCCUCUCCACCGGGCUCCUGCCCCUUCACCAUACCCCUUCACCAGCGGCAGCUGUCCCUCUGCCACCCACACCUCCGCCCCCAACAUUGGGGGUGAAGCGGGGUGCGGUGCCCCCCAUGUUGCCUCCUGUGCAGGGCCAGGUGCAGGGUCACCACCACCACCGUGGGACCCUGCCCACUUUACCGGCCGUUCCCCAGGACAGUGAGACUUCGCUGGGAUACGAGGAGACGACAUUAGACUCCCAGGAGGGGAGCAGAGGACCAGGGCCUAGGACACAACAUGCUUCCUCUGCCUUCUCCCAUGUACACUCACCCUAUCUCUCUCUCUCUCUCAAUUUCAACGCUCCUCUUCCUCUGCCUUCUCCCAUGUACACUUCAUCUACCUCUCACUUCUCGUUUAAUCUUGCUUUCCCCAAUCCUCCACAUGAAAACCUACCUUCCUCUCUCAUCUCCCUCUUUCUACCAUUACCUCUAUAUUUUCUCCUUCUCUUAUCCCACCCAACUCUCUUCUCGUCUCUCCGUGCAUCCCUCCAAACCCCUCGUAUUUUUUCUCCGUGUCCUCCAUCCCCGUAUCCCCUCCUCCAUCCAUCCUCCCUUACAGGGCACCACCUCUCUCCACAGACUCUGAAAUGGAGGGAGUAUCGUCGAAAGAACCCAUUAGGGGUGGAGAGGUGUUCCUUGGGGGGCUCUGCAGGGUCAGGCGAUCCGCCUCUAUCAGGCAGUCUGGACGGGAACGGUCGUAGGGGCGGGGCCGUUGGUCAGCGAAUCACACGACGGAACGUGUUCGACUUCCCUCCGGCCUCUAGUGGUCACACCUCCCUGGGACGACUCAAUGGCCAGUCUGUGAAGCAGCUGCAGCAGUACUACAGUGACUUCCUGCCAGACUACUUUUCCCUGACCGAGCGUCCUCCAGAAGAGUUCUGUCUCUCUCCGGAUGCCUCCUCUUCCUCGUCAUCCUCCUCUUCCUCACAGUCCCACAUCGCUGUGGACCUGCAGCAGAAGAGAGGUUUAGUCAAAGCCAUUAAUACAGCAGUAGAUUUAAUCGUAGCUCAUUUUGGCACCAGUCGGGACCCUGAUGUUAAGGCGAAGCUGGGUAACAGUUGGGUGAGUCCCAACGUGGGUCACCUGAUCCUGAAGUACCUGUGUCCAGCUCUAAGGGAGGUGCUGGGGGAUGGGCUGAAGGCCUACGUCCUGGACCUGAUCAUAGGACAAAGACGCAACCAGCCCUGGAGCCUGGUAGAGGCCUCCACACAACUAGGACCAUCCACCCGUGUUCUCCACAGCCUGUUCUCCAAAGUGUCCCAGUACUCAGAGUUCACCAGCCACAGUAUGAGACUCAACGCAUUCAUCUUCGGACUGCUCAACUUGCGAUCUUUGGAGUUUUGGUUCAAUCACCUCUACACUCAUGAAGACAUCGUAGCGACCCACUACCACCCAUGGGGUUUCCUGCCGUUAUCCCAGAGGCCCUGCCAGCCUCUAUUCGAGGAGUUCCUUCUCCUCCUGCAGCCUCUAUCCCUGUUGCCCUUUGACCUUGACCUGCUCUUUGAGCCCCGAUUGGUCCAGAAGGGCCAGGAACACCGUAGACGCAAGGAGCAGCUCUGCUCCGCCUCCACCGGUGAGGACCUGGACCAAUCAGCACGCUCCACCUUCCAGCUCAUGAGGGGGUGGAGCACAGAGUCACGGAGGGCGGAGUCUAUGAGAGAUAAAAGGGAAGGGAGUGGGGCGGGGAAGAGAGAGAGGCUGGGUCUGAGACGAGAGGGAACAUGGCCUAGGAUAGAAGGGGUUGGAGAGAGAGGAAGUAGAGAGUUGAUGAUGCAGAGGACAGGGUCUAGGAGAGAAGGGGCGGGGAUGGAUUGUUCAGGAGCAGGACUUUUAGAAGCACAGCCAAUGACGACGGAAGUAGGGACAGGGUUUGCCAAUCUGUGGAGGGAGAGUGGGAGGGGGAGGGGCAUAGAAAGUGAGGGAGGGAAGGAGGAGAGGAGGAAGGAGAGAGAGAGGGAUUGGGCGGAGGAGGGUCAUCAGCGUCAGGAGCGUGAUCGCCAGGCGUGCUGGUGGUACCAGCUCAUGCAGAGUUCCCAGGUCUACAUCGACCAAUCAGCUCAGGGGGGCUCAAAGUUUGUCAAGACUGAGAAGAGGAAGAAGUCUGCGGAGAGGCGGAGCCAGCUCCCGCCCCCCAGGGAGGGCGUGGUGGAAGGGGCGGAGUCUAGCCAGGAUGAGGAGGGUCUCAGAGAGAGAGGGAGAAGCAGGAAGAGCAGCUCCAGCUCCAGUGGUGAGUGGACGGGGUCCAGGGGAAGAGGGAGACUCUCCUGGAUGGGGAGUCCCCCAGAGUCGCUGCUCACCCAGGACAAGGAGAACGAGACGGAACUGGGGGCCCCAGUGACAGGAGCACCAGAGGCCUCAGUGGCCCAGCCAGCGGCCCAAGCUGAGUUUCCCUCCCAGGGCCAGGGCAUGCGUUGGGGUAGGCUGUUUGGGUCCAGCAUAGGAGGUGGUGGCACCCCCUCCAGGCCAGAGCAGAGAUCAGCCAAAAGUCAGAGCAGGCUGCCGUCCGGCUGGCUGACAGGUCUGGACAUGUCCGUGCUGGACCUUGUAGCUCAGACGGUGGGGGUGGGGACAGGUAAGAGGGUGGAGCCUUCAGCUCCUAUGGCCCCUCCCACUCUGAACCAACCCUCUCCACCUCUUCAGACAGCACAGGAGAGCCACACCAAACAACCCUGUGAAGUACGAGCCCUGUGCCACCACAUAGCCACGGAGCCUAACCAGCUGAGUUUCCAGAAAGGGGACGUACUGAGGGUCUUGAGCCGAGCCGACUCCGACUGGCUCCUCUGCUCCCUGGGGGCCCAGCGGGGCCUGGUGCCUUUCAUCUAUGUUACCCUGAGGGGCAUGGAGGACAGCCAGGUGCCCCAAUGGCCUCAGGGACCACACUGACCUGACAGACUCAACUAGGGUUCCAAAAUUCUGUUUUUUCAGAAAUCACUGUUGGGAGAUUCCUGGAAUCAAGAGGUAAUAAGGAGGAAAUCUGUGAUUCCUCCAACCGGGAUUUCUGGUAAACCUAGGGAUUUUGGGAAAGUUAGUCUGAACCGAGGGGCCACCGAUUUUGCACCCCUAGCCCGAACCGAGGGGCCACAUUAAGGAAGGGAGAGUGGGGAAAGGACUCAGAGGACCAAAUAUGGACACACAGUAUAUAUUCACUGGGUGGAUACAAGACGAUGGAUACUCAUGGAGGAUGCUGAUAUGACUGAUAUGACUGGUUUAAAGUGUAAUUAUUGUACUGUGGGAUGAAACACAGACAGAUACACACACACAAACACACAGAUGUAAACAUGCAUGUAUGUACAUAUACAUAUACAUAUACACACAGGCGCGAACAAACAGACUUGCAUCUACGCAUGCAUCUACACUAAACUCAUGCAUGCAUACAUUCAGACUAUACUCACACACACACACACACACAUGCACGCACACACACACACACACACACAUACCAAAACAAACCAAAACAAACUGUAUGGGAAUACCAAACAGAGACACAUGGCUAGCUACAGAGACUGCCUCAGCUCAGCCAAUAUAUAUAUCACACCUAGCUGUGCUUUACUUUACCAUGCCCCAGAAAUAUACUCUAUCAAUCACCUAGCUGUGCCACACUUUGAAUGCAGAUGCUAAUGCUAAAUGCUAGUGUAAAUGCUAGUGCUAAUCCUUGUCCUAGUGCUAAAUACAAGUACUAGUGCUAAAGCUAGAGCUAAUGCUAGUGCUAAUGCUAAUAGAAAACUUCAGGAGACUGGUUAAAGUACUUGUCAUUAAAUGUAUCCACACUGACAUCAUGCUACUUGAUUUACUUAAUUAGCCCAGAGUACCCCUGCUUUGUAGUAGGAUGCUAGUAUGAAAAGUAGUGUUGUUACAAAACAGAAAAGAGAAAAAAAAGACAACAUUGUUUGCGUGAUCUAUCUCUGGGUGUGUCUUCUGACAGCUGUCGUCGUUUCUCUGUGUGGGCUAAAUACAAAUGGACAGACAGAUAAACCGGUUUGAACUGGCUUCAUUAAUUCCUCGUCAUCUGCAAAUUCCUGAUACUCAUCAUCUUGGUAACACAAUGAUUUUGGAUGGACUUAUAAAUCUGACUGAUUGGACAAAGCCAACAACAUCCUCUGGUUCCUCCCUUCACUUCCUGUUUGUUUUGGUGGAUGGGAUGAACUGACCUAUCACUGCAGGUGUUGGGAAGGAAAAGGGUGGAGCCGGGUCUAGUGCAUGUAACCUAGCAACAAACUGACAAUGUUUUUGUGUCUUUUCAACUCUUCUUCACCUCUGUUAGAACCCCAAAACCCUAGCUCCUCCCACCUGCUCCACCCCUCUCUCCUUUAUCCAAUAAAACUGCACAGCUUUCAGGAGGAUACUGUACCUCUGGUACAGAGAAAAUGAAGAUGUUCAAGAGGCUAUGAUAAGCUAUGAGCUGUAUGUGUCUACAUAUAUAUCCAGACUGUAAAUGUAUAUAUGACUUACUUAUUUAUUGAUUAACGACUAAUGACGAUAUCAUUUAUUAUCGUUGAGGAAAACCGUGUAGUAGAGGUGGAUAAAGAAGGAAGGAUGUCGAAUGAAAGCAACACAUGGCUUUGGAGGUCUGUUCAGGUGCUUUGGUGAAUUUUCUGAACGUGUUGGGGAGAAGGCUGUACAAACCAAUGGAGAGCCAGCUCCACCCCAACCUCCCUAUUCUAAAACGCUCUAGAAGUGGGCUUUUCUAAAAAUAUAAUAGAAGUACACUGAAUGUUUUCAUUUCAAGCAAAAAAAAUAUAUACUUCAAAUGAUUCUGAUUGGUUGUAUGUAAUUGAGAAAGAGAGUAUUGUUUAUUGCGUAUGCCGUAAAGUGCUUGAGAAAGAACCACGGGAGAGCUGAUAUGCUGGACGUAUUUAGCCAUGACCAUGCCUAUGGUCCCUACAUGAUGUUUUAUAUACGCGACGGUGCGUCCAACCAGCCACUUUCCCUGGGUUUCAGUCCUGAGAACUCUCAGGUUAUCUGGUGGGAAAUAUUUUUGAGGAUAGGAGGCAUUUUAGAAGAAACCCCAAUGCAUUUAGUGGAUUCAGAUGUUUCAAAUGUUGCCUUAGGUUCAGAUUGAGCUGUACUGGUAAACUAGGUUCAGAUUGAGCUGUACUGGUAAACUAGGUUCAGAUUUAGCUGUACAGGUAAACUAGGGUCAGAUUUAGCUGUACAGGUAAACUAGGUUCAGAUUUAGCUGUACAGGUAAACUAGGUUCAGAUUUAGCUGUACAGGUAAACUAGGUUCAGAUUGAGCUGUACUGGUAAACUAGGUUCAGAUUUAGCUGUACAGGUAAACUAGGUUCAGAUUGAGCUGUACUGGUAAACUAGGUUCAGAUUGAGCUGUACUGGUAAACUAGGUUCAGAUUUAGCUGUACAGGUAAACUAGGGUCAGAUUUAGCUGUACAGGUAAACUAGGUUCAGAUUUAGCUGUACAGGUAAACUAGGUUCAGAUUUAGCUGUACAGGUAAACUAGGUUCAGAUUGAGCUGUACUGGUAAACUAGGUUCAGAUUUAGCUGUACUGGUAAACUAGGUCAGAUUGAGCUGUACAGGUAAACUAGGUUCAGAUUUAGCUGUACUGGUAAACUAGGUUCAGAUUGAGCUGUACAGGUAAACUAGGUUCAGAUUUAGCUGUACAGGUAAACUAGGUUCAGAUUGAGCUGUACAGGUAAACUAGGUUCAGAUUGAGCUGUACAGGUAAACUAGGUUCAGAUUGAGCUGUACAGGUAAACUAGGUUCAGAUUUAGCUGUACUGGUAAACUAGGUUCAGAUUGAGCUGUACUGGUAAACUAGGUUCAGAUUGAGCUGUACAGGUAAACUAGGUUCAGAUUGAGCUGUACAGGAAAACUAGGGUCAGAUUGAGCUGUACAGGUAAACUAGGUUCAGAUUUAGCUGUACAGGUAAACUAGGUUCAGAUUGAGCUGUACUGGUAAACUAGGUUCAGAUUUAGCUGUACUGGUAAACUAGGUUCAGAUUGAGCUGUACUGGUAAACUAGGUUCAGAUUUAGCUGUACAUCUAAACUAGGUUCAGAUUUAGCUGUACAGGUAAACUAGGUUCAGAUUGAGCUGUACUGGUAAACUAGGUUCAGAUUUAGCUGUACAUCUAAACUAGGUUCAGAUUUAGCUGUACAGGAAAACUAGGUUCAGAUUGAGCUGUACAGGUAAACUCGGUUCAGAUUUAGCUGUACAGGUAAACUAGGUUCAGAUUUAGCUGUACAGGUAAACUAGGUUCAGUUUUAGCUGUACAGGUAAACUCGGUUCAGAUUUAGCUGUACAGGAAAACUAGGUUCAGAUUUAGCUGUACAGGUAAACUAGGUUCAGAUUUAGCUGUACAGGUAAACUAGGUUCAGAUUUAGCUGUACAGGUAAACUAGGUUCAGAUUUAGCUGUACAGGUAAACUAGGUUCAGAUUUAGCUGUACAGGUAAACUAGGUUCAGAUUGAGCUGUACAGGUAAACUCGGUUCAGAUUGAGCUGUACAGGUAAACUAGAGCUGGUAAAAAAGGAUUAAACCCUAAUAUGAUGUUAAAACAUUGUGGUUUAAGCCCUAGAUUAGGGUUUGUAGAGCCUAAAUAAUUCACAAUGAAAUUAUGUAAAGUAACAUAAAAAAUGAUAGGUUAGAAAAACAUAAUAUUGCCAGGACGAAUCCAUGAGGACAAGAGUUAGGUUCAAUCAGGUAAGAGUUAACCUAGCUUGUAGAUAAAGGUGUAUUAUUACUCUUAAAAAUGUAUUUGUAAAAAUGUAUUUUGUUCUUUUAUUUUGUUGUACAGUUAUAUUUUUUAAAUAUUUUUUUUCUUAUUUUUAUUUUAUUUUACAUAAAUGAUUUAAAUAUUUUGUUAUCUCUAAAUUAAAUAUAAUUUAAAAUCUUCAAUAAUUAAUUUUGAAAGAUAGGGGUUGAAAUAUGGAUGUUAAACAGCUGUACUUUAAGACAUUAUUGCGUUAAUAACAACCAUUUUCAAAUGUGAGUUAGUAUCAUGUUAUGGGCAAAGGACAUAACAUAUCAUAUUAUGUUAAAUGCCAGUUAUGGGGAUAAAUACCUGCCCAAAUUAUUAUGAAUAUAACCAUAUAUUUGUUCUUGUGUUUUGGCACAUAUCUAUCUUCAUAACUUGAGGAAAGAUGUCAGUUGUGCAGAAAAUUUGCAGGAAAUGUGCAGGAAAUGCAGGAUAUGCAGAUGAGGAUGAGGGUUUUGUUAGUCUUCCAGGUACAGUUUGCUCUUCAUUGACAUCCUCCUGCAGGGUCAUACUACGGGACAGACAGUAUUGUACUGUAGUAGAGGUCUUAGUGAUGGAUAGAGCAGGGGGAGAGAGAGAGAGAGAAAAGAUACAGAGACAUUUGUAAAACGGUGCAGAUGGAUUUUCCCCCUCCUUCAUAAUUAGAAGUGUUUCAUUUAUUGUUAUAUAAUUUAAUCUUUAUAAUAGCUAGCGACCUCCUGUGGCCAAAAUACGGUACUGGUUCUGGUCUUGCCUCUCUACUUGGGAGUGAUAGGCAGAAUUAGAAAGAAGCUAAUGUAUUCUCUCUCUUCCUCGUCUCUCCUGUUCCUCUCGUCCAUGUUCCGAUAGAAGUAAACUGUUCCUCAUUCUGUAUUCCGUAUCACCGUGGCACCACUACUGUUCUCCGUGCCCAUAUGACGUGUGUAACACGUCCGUGUCCAUGCUAUAUCAACGUGCUCUGGAUGUUAAUAACAAAGUGCUCAUGUGAUCAUA
Molecule: messenger RNA, 10807 nt
Organism: Oncorhynchus tshawytscha (Chinook salmon)
Lineage: Eukaryota; Metazoa; Chordata; Actinopteri; Salmoniformes; Salmonidae
Product: iporin
Exons: 16
Coding region: 380-6010 (1876 amino acids)
Cellular component (GO): cytoplasmic vesicle
Molecular function (GO): protein binding
Source: RefSeq, a predicted model, not a curated record